ACUUGCAGAGAGCCAGCGAGCAAGAGAGAGGGGGUACGAUGAUUCUAAAUCUAACGAGAAUGUUGAGAAGAAAGUCUCGUAGAGAUGGAACAGAUGACAAAUACUCUCUUCCAACCCGGGACGACCCUGCGCUCGAUGACUAUCAUCCCAUCGACACUGAAGAGCAAGAAGAGUUAGUUAGGUCCUUCGAAAGGAACCAUGCUCAACAGAGUGUUCUUUGGAGGAGUGUGUUCGCUGCCUUAGUCUUUUGUUUCAUGGCGUUUCUCGUUUUCUCCAUCUUUCAGCAGGCGUCAUCUCCUUGGGAAUUGCGCUUUCAUGCUUACUUCAUGGAUGAGGUCCAGUCAUGGAUUGUCAUUUCUGCAGAUUGUGUAGCUGUUUUAGCAUGUAUAAUGGCCAUCACAGGGUUGCUGAAUAAUUCAAAGUCUCAUCGACAAUGGAUUUGGUACUCCUGCUAUACUGGUGUUCUACUAGCAAUCUUUUGGUUGCAUUACAUGCUGAGAAUGCCAAAGUUCCGAUGGGAUGUUUUAUGGCUUCCAUUUGGGCCUUUGAGCAGUGCUGGAAUCUGCCUCUACGUAGACAGUCUAUUUGCUGAGUCAUUGGAAGAUGUAAGAAAUCUACGUCGUUACAUGUAUGCGUAUAAAGCCUCCUAAAACCUAGGUCCUGAUGGAUUUGGCCUUCAUCUUCUACUUCAAACCGUGAGAUUGA
This is a messenger RNA of Telopea speciosissima, 705 nucleotides long. RefSeq lists its product as uncharacterized. The coding region runs from base 39 to 650 and encodes 203 amino acids. The record is from RefSeq and is a predicted model, not a curated record. NCBI's taxonomy places the organism in Eukaryota, Viridiplantae, Streptophyta, Magnoliopsida, Proteales, Proteaceae. The transcript has 7 exons.